CAAGAUUUACUUUUUGAACGUGCUUGACGACGGUUACGAGUAAAAGCAAGGAUUUGAUUGGAUGAGAAGUACCGACGUUCUCCUUUGUUCGUUCUUUUAUUUUUUUGACAGAAACUACAAAUUUUUGUUGGCGUAUGUUUCAUGAGGUUUUCUACAACUUCUGGUAUAAGGUUAUCGAAUAUCCAUUUGAGUACGAUCAAAAUGUACAAGGAACACCUUUUCUUCUUUUUAUAAGCCCCAAGUCCUAAAUUUAUUUCAAUAAGGAUAAUUCAUUGGAUGGUUCUUUCUAGAGAAACCGUUAGAAGAAUCCGUUGUGUUUCCGUUUGAACGAUCUAGUGCACAUUUGUCGUCUAAGUGCGCGAACCACUCCCGGCUGGUAUUAACGUGUUACUAUCGCGAGAUAACAAAAUGGCUGUUAAUGUGUAUGCAACAAAUGUGACCACCGAUAAUCUAAGUCGUCAUGACAUGUUGGCAUGGGUUAACGAUUGCCUGCAAUCAUCGUUUACCAAGAUUGAAGAAUUAUGUACAGGAGCUGUUUACUGUCAAUUCAUGGAUAUGCUCUUUCCUGGAAGUGUACCUUUGAAGAGGGUAAAAUUCAGAACUAAUCUUGAACAUGAAUAUAUACAAAAUUUCAAAAUUCUUCAAGGUGGUUUCAAAAAAAUGAGCGUUGAUAAGGUUAUACCAGUGGACAAGCUGAUAAAGGGACGCUUUCAAGAUAAUUUUGAAUUUCUUCAAUGGUUCAAGAAAUUCUUUGAUGCAAAUUAUGAUGGUCGUGAGUACGAUGCCUAUGAAGCUCGUGGUUGUAUACCGCUAGGUUCUGGUGUCGAUGGAACUCAUAAUUUAUCAAAUCCCCAAUUGGUACCUCUACCUCCUCAGUCGAAGCAACCACAAAUGCAACAAAAACAUACACAACAGCGUAAUAUAUCUUCAAGGCAACAGCAGGUGAAUAAAGCUCAACCAUUCCGCCCUCAACAAAAGACCGGAGUAGCAAAUCGUGGAGAUUCCGAAAAAGUUGAAGAGCUCAGUGCACAGGUUGUGGAGCUUAAAAUGUCGAUCGAUGGUUUAGAAAAAGAAAGAGAUUUCUACUUUGGAAAAUUACGUGACAUAGAAGUAAUAUGUCAAGAUUGUGAGAAUGGUGAUCCACCUCCUAUUAUACAAAAAAUAUUAGACGUUCUUUAUGCAACAGAGGAUGGAUUUGCACCGCCGGAAGAAUUAGAGGGAGAUGGGUUGGCCCCUGACGACGAGGAAGAGUAUUAACAUUUUUUUACUAUCAUAAAAACAAGGACACAGUAAAUCAUCCAAGUGCAUCUCCUGUUUAUUAUAUCUGCGAGCCAGUACCAGUACUCCUUGCAUAAUUAAUAAUAAGUCACUCUGUAUAGUUGUUCAAUCAUUUGUGCGUAAGUUUUGUUGCUAAUGUUCACGAAACUCAUAAGGAUUCGCACGAGAUUAGGCCCCGACACUUCUAUAGUGCACUCGAGUACUUGUACUUUUCGUGUUUUUUCUUUUUCUUUCUUAUAUACUUGCAGUAUUUUUUUCCUCCUUAAUCACUAAUAACACAUAUAAAAGACUUAUUGUAUUGUUAUAUAACUUACUACUAAUUGUUGUUUCCUCCAUAACAACAUUAAUCAUGUUUAUAAAAAAUUAUGGGAAGUGGUGAUUAAGAAGGAAAAAAAUAGUCAGUAGUAAAUUAUAUAAUAUAUAGUAAGUAUUCUUCAUUAUGUAACGGCUGCCAUUUUUGGAUUUACCAUAUUAAUCAUAUUUUAUAUAGAAUCAAAAGAAAUUUCCGAAUAUUAAUAUUUCACAAAGUAGCCUUUUUUAUGCAAUUUUUAUGCAACGAGCAUGUCAAUCGUUCAUUUUUUUUCGUAAAGUGCAAAGAACGUUUCUGUUUAUAGUUGCACUAUACCUGUGUCGAUAAGCGUCGAAGCUUCUAUUUCUUAAUAUUUUGUUUUAUGAAAUGUCUAUAUUUUUAGAAUAUCAUGUUAAUCCACAGUUAAAUGUUAAUAAUGUCACUCGAGGCAUCCCUUCGUGUGCAAUUCAAAUGAAGAUUGCAGACCAUUCUUUGAUGUGAGAUAGUGCUCUACGCCAAUUAUACCGAUGUUGAUUUUAAUUUUUGUAAUAUAACUGGAAUGUAUGUAAGAAAGUUUUAGUAUUUGUGGUACAAGACUAAAAAGAAAAAAAAAAAUAUAUCCUCGUGAUUCUUUCGUCAUUAACGAUGCGAUGGCACAAUAUGCAUAGUUAAAAAGUUAGAUGAAAGAAAACGAAUUUCAAACAAAAGAAACGAAAAUGUAGAAUUAGUCGCAAGUUUUUUAAACCUUCGUUAUCAUAUUCUCUAUAAUCACGUAAAAGUUUCUACAUAUUAUUAAAUUUAUUUUAUAACUUCUUAUUAUAUACUUUUAUUAAUAAUAUUUGAUAUCGUACGUUCUGAAAAUACUUGAACUGUCCUCUUAGAUGAUUUUUUUUUCGAUUCUCUAAGUCAGAUUAAUAGGGCAAACAUGUGUUACGCGAUCUCACGUUGGACAAUAUACUAUAUUCGUCUUGAUGAUAAUGAUAAUAAUAAUAAUAAUAAUAAUAAUAAUAAUAACACAUAAUAAUAAUAAUAAUAGAAAAAUUCGCUAAACGCUUCUGGUGUCAAAUCUUCGUCUAUCAAUACUAAUCGAUCGUGAGAGAUAUGGGUUUGGAUAACUCAUCUAUGUUCGAAUUAACGUAUAUCAUAUCUUGUUGGAGCGAAGCAUGCUCGAAAAAGUGAAUUUUCCAUUAUCAAUGCUAAAUGAAAUCUCAUCGAAUUUUUAUUGCGCGCGAAACAGUUUUGAAUGUUACAAUGAAUGCAUCAUUUUUUUGAAUGCUAUGAAAUAACUAUAUAAAAAGAAAAAAGAGAAAAAAAAAAUUAACACGAUACAGUGUUCUUUCGUAAGGAGAAAUUUGUGAAAUUGUGUGGCAAGAGAUAUUAAGAAGUGGAAGAUAUAAAAAAGUGUGUGAAAGGAUUUUAAGCAUGGAAGAUUACUUAAACGCGUGUAUGAUGGUAUGUAUCGUGUACGUGUGUUCUUGCAAAUUUAAAAUUCAAUCUUUAAAGGAUUGAGAGAAAAGGAGAAGAGAUUCCUCGUAAAACAUUUUAAACACCAAUGAUUUUCAAACGAUAAUCUUACAAAAAAAAAGGAAACAAAAGAAAUGUCUCGCCGAUAUCGUCGAAUUAUAAUUAAGCUCUAUACGUACGACUUGCUCUAUAUAAUUAUUUUUUAUUGAUAAAAGAUAUAUAGUUUUUCUCGGCUUGCGCCUUAUUCGUUCGUAUAUGUAUAUGGGUGUACAACGUUAGAUAACACGGUUGUGCUUCGAAAUUGCAUUCAACGAUGAUGUAAUAAACGUUAAAUAAAAUCAACAUGGGCGCUGUUACACGUAA
Molecule: messenger RNA, 3394 nt
Organism: Vespula vulgaris
Lineage: Eukaryota; Metazoa; Arthropoda; Insecta; Hymenoptera; Vespidae
Gene: Eb1
Product: microtubule-associated protein RP/EB family member 1
Exons: 6
Coding region: 409-1257 (282 amino acids)
Biological process (GO): protein localization to microtubule plus-end; spindle assembly; regulation of microtubule polymerization or depolymerization
Cellular component (GO): spindle midzone; cytoplasmic microtubule; microtubule organizing center
Molecular function (GO): microtubule plus-end binding
Source: RefSeq, a predicted model, not a curated record